Molecule: messenger RNA, 9171 nt
Organism: Drosophila innubila
Lineage: Eukaryota; Metazoa; Arthropoda; Insecta; Diptera; Drosophilidae
Exons: 7
Coding region: 94-9027 (2977 amino acids)
Source: RefSeq, a predicted model, not a curated record
GAAGUCUAUAAAAGCCGCUGUUUGCCUGGCCGCAAAAUUAGUUGCCCGAUUCCAAUUUUGUUGGUAAUACGCGUCGGGUAAAACCCAUCGAUCAUGAGACUGACCACAGCAGGAGUAGCCUUGCUACUUCUGGUAUUUUAUGCCAAUAAUCCAAGUGAUGCUUGGACACAUAGCUUUCACACGGGUCCAAUCAAUUGCUAUAACUGCUCCAGCACUGAGGAGUGUGCCGCAAGUGCGGGGACGCUGAAGAAGUGCGAGAACAACGAUGCCCAAAGCUGUGUGGCCCUUAUUGACGAGACUGGAACUGUGAUCAGACGAGGAUGCAGUGACAAUCUGACUUGCAAGGAUCGAACUUGCUACGAGUGCCGCUCGCAUGGUUGCAACAAUCUGAAGGAUACCUCGAAGCUGAUCGACUGUUUGGUGUGUGAUGCGCAGCUCAAUGAGAACUGUGUCUUUGACCCAGAGCUGAUCACGGAGACUCGUCAAUGCAAUGAACAGUGCAUCACAGCGCUUUAUCCUCGCACUAAGGAUGUGGGUGCACCCUUGGAGCUUGUGCGUACUUGUCUUGAUGAUCUCGACUAUGAUGAUCGCGAAGCCUGUGCCGAUGGCACUCUGGAGAAUUGUGCCGCAUGUAGCACUUCCAAGUGCAACAAUGUUGAGAUGGGCGUUCGAGGCAGUUGCAACUUUUGCACUGACGGCAAGUGCGACAAUCCGCAGUCCAAAACGUGCCGUGCCGUGGCAGCCAAGGGUGAGAAGGAACAAUGCUUCAUUCAGCUGGACGAGGCGGGUAAGAUCGGCGAGUUGGGCUGCCUCAGUCAAUACAAUGUCAGCGAUAUCGAUGUCCUGCACAGCAACAAGCGCCUCUGGUUCUGCUCCGGCGAGAAUUGCAAUGUGAUUUCCGCUCUGCCCUCUGCUCAAAGCUGUAAGCUUUGCACUUCCCGAACUGAUCCAGACUGCGCCAUUGCACCAACUGAGUCUCACUCCGAAACGGAAUGUUCUCAUAUCUUAAACACCGAUUGUUAUACCUUACUCCGCGAUGAUGGACACACGGAACGUGGCUGCCUAGCCACACUGGAUGCUGAGGAUUAUGCGGCAUGUCUCGGCGGCAACAAUGCCACCAAAUGCGUCACCUGCAAAGGCGAAAACUGCAAUAUUAAGGUGCAACCUGAGGAACGUCUCACCUGCCACGUAUGCAAUUCAGAAGAGGAUGAGAACUGCGAUGUGUCACCAGAUGCCGAAGGUCUCUGUGUGGUGCAUCGACCGGGUCAGAUGUGUGUGACCAGCAUUGAUCUGUCGGGCAACACGGUGCGUGGUUGUGGCGACACCGUGAGCUGUGACUCGAACGAUAGCAGUAGCUGCCAGAGUUGUCUGGGCAAGAACUGCAAUACGGUCAAUCUGAAGCGUCGCAAUGAUGGUCAGCCUGGUCUGUGGGGUCAAGAGUUGCCCCUGAGUUGUCGCAGCUGCAAUGAUACCGCAUCCUGUGCAUCCAGCACCUCAACAGAUGUUGUCUGCUCCAACAACGAUGAGUACUGCAUGACUGUCUUCGAUGCAACGGGUAAAGUGGAGACUCGUGGUUGCAGCCAAGCUGUGGAGGCAUCCUUCAGCUCCUACUGUGAUGCUAAUCUUGAGAAAUGCCAUAACUGCAACUCGAAUGGCUGCAACAAUGCCGUUUCCAUCGAAAGCUACACGAGUUGCAUCUACUGCGAGGCAAGUGAAAAUAGUAAUUGCUACUCCGAUGCCAAGGAUGUCUCCAAAAGGCGUCAAUGCAAUGGCAAAUGUAUGACGGCUCUAAGACCCAUCAAUGGUACCGAAGCUUACGACUUGGUCAGGGGUUGUCUGGACGACAAGGAUCCGCAGGAUCAGCAGCUCUGUGUUGCAGGCUCCGACAAGCAUUGUGUGGCCUGCGAGGGCGAUGCCUGUAAUGUGGAUGAGAUCAAGGUUGACAGGUUAACUUGUUAUGCCUGCAGUGGAUUCGAAGAUUGCGAAGUAGCUCACGAAGCUGCAUGCGUAAAUUAUAGUCCAACUGAUCGUUGUUAUAGCUUGUACGAUGAUACGGCAUCUGUAGUGGCCAAGGGCUGUCGCUCCUCUCUUGACGAGAAGUUCAUCGAUAACAAUAUUGAAUUUUUGCAAUUCUGCGAUGGAAAGAGUUGCAACUCCUACCAAAACGUGCCCCAGCCAAAUAAAUGCAAGGUCUGCUCUUCCUUGGAUGAUGAGAACUGUGCUGUCGAUCCAAGCAAGAUCACCCAAUACGAAUCCUGCAAUGUCCUGCCCAACACUGGCUGCAUGACCCGGGUACUUUCAGAUGGUUCCACUCAACGUGGCUGUGUGAGCAGCUUGGCCACCACUCCGCUGAGAGCCUGCCUCAAGGGCGAGGGCAAGUGCGAGGUGUGCGAGGGGGAAAUGUGCAACAUGGACAUAUAUCCGGCUGAUCGUCGUCGCUGUCAUCGUUGUAACUCCAGGGAUGAUCCAACCUGUGAGUCCACUCCCAAUGCCAUUGGCGUAUGUGCACGCUAUGAUGAAUCCCAGGGCUGCAGUGCCAAGCUAGUGAGUGGCGCCAUCUAUCGAGGCUGCCAAACAGAGUUCAAGUGCGAUGAUUCGGACAAGCAAUAUUGCCGUCAGUGUGUUGGCAAAGACAAUUGCAAUAUGGUCGAUCUCAACGCGUUGAACAUUGGAUAUCCUGGCAAGUGGUCGACUCCGCCUGUAAAUUGUUACACCUGUGCGGGAGCUGAUUGCCAGGGCUCCAGUCUGGGUCUCCUGCAGAAGUGUGCCAACAAUGAGCAACAGAACUGUGCCACAGUCUUUGCCACUAAUGGAUCCGUUGUCAUGAGGGGCUGCACCGAUAAGCUCUACAAUGAUACGGAGCUGACGCAGUACUGUGAUGAGACUGCUGGCAGUUGCAAGUUCUGCAAGUCGACGGGUUGCAACAAUGCCAAGACUCUGGACUCUUUUGUGGACUGUCUUCUGUGCGAUGGCUCCGAUCAAGCUUCCUGUGUCCGCAGCGUGGCUGACAUUACACGUAAGGUCUCCUGUCAUGGUAGCUGCUUCACUGGCCUCUAUCCACGCUCGAAAGUGGAAGAAGACGCUCCUCUGCAGCUGGCUCGCGGAUGCCUCGACGAUUUGGAGUAUGAUGAUCGAGAGGCUUGCUCCAAUGGCAAGUUGGACAAUUGUGUCGCCUGCACUGGCGCUUCCUGCAACAAGGAAGAUGUGCCAAAGGAUCGUCUUAGCUGCAACCAUUGCGUUGAUGCAGAGUGCAAGGAGAUUAAUCCACUGACUUGCACCUCAUAUCGCGACAAUGAUCAGUGCUAUAUUCAUGUGGGCGACCUCAAGAUCGAGAGCAUGGGCUGUGCCAGCGAUUUGGAGAGAAGCUUCCUUCAAGCGAUUCGACGCGACUUGCAUCUCUGCAGCGGCAACAAUUGCAACACCAAAGAUGUGCUCAAUUUGGAACCUUAUUCGUGCUACAUUUGCAACUCCCAGGAAGAACCUGGCUGCGUUUCUGGCAUUUCUGCCAAAUUUGUCAAAUGUCAGCAUUAUUUAACUCCCGAGUGCUACACACACAUCACAAAAGAUGGCAUAAUAGAUCGUGGCUGCCUAAUGGACACAGUAGACGAACUCUUUGAUGAAUGUACGAGCGAAAAUAGUUCCAUCUGCGAAGUUUGCGACUCGGAAUACUGCAAUAAAGAGGUGUAUCCGUCAGACUGGCUGACCUGCUUACGCUGCGACUCCAACAAGGAUGCCGACUGCGAAAAGAAGCCAACUAGCUACUCCAAAUACUGUCCCAUCUACGAGGCAGGCGACUCUUGCGUCACGAGCCUGGAAAAGGGACGCACUCGUCGUGGCUGCAAGUCGGAGCUCUACUGUGAUGCCAGUCAGCCGGGAAGUUGUCGUUACUGCGAGGGCAAGGACUGCAACACGAUCAACUUGGCGCCCAACUAUGUUGGUGAGCCGGGCAAGUGGCAAGACUUGCCACUCAGUUGCCACGUCUGCUCGGAUGUGGCAAGUUGUGCCACUCUGGGCACACCCAACACCUGCGAGGGCAACAACAAGCAGCUGUGCAGCACAGUAUUCGAUGAGAAUGGCAAGGUGUCAGCUCGAGGAUGCAGUGACUCCAUUCUGUCGGAGCAUGCCACUUAUUGUGAUGCCAAUGACGCAAGCUGUCAGCAGUGCAAGUCGAAUGGUUGCAACAAUGCCAACAGCCUGGACACCUAUGUCGAAUGCUAUCACUGCGAUGCCGACGAGGACUCCAGCUGUGCCUGGGAGACGCCCAAGCACACGCGUCAAUGCCAGGGACUGUGCAUGACAGGCAUGUAUCCUCGCAGCUCCUCGCUGGACUCGGCCUUGCUGCCAACACGCGGCUGCCUGGAUGAUCUAGAGGCAGCUGACCGAGAACUCUGCGCUGCUGGAGAGCUUGAUAAGUGCAUCGCCUGCACGGGAAACCUCUGCAAUGGGGGCGACAUAAUUGAAACUCCUCAAGAGUGUUAUCGAUGUGACGAUGAAGCUUGUGAAGACAUGAGUCCGACCAAGUGUGUGGCCUACAAGGAGAAGCAUCAAUGCUACACGGCCUUCGAGAGCAACAGCAUUGUCCACAUGGGCUGUGCCAGUGAUUUUGAGACGCAGGUCAUCGAUGAGUUGGUUGCCCAGAAGCGUCUCCUUCUCUGCGACGGCCAGAACUGCAAUAAUCCCGACAUCGAGGUUCCCAAUGCCAACACCUGUCUGCAGUGCAGUUCCCUCAACGACACACGGUGUGCCACCAGUCCCAACCAGCUCCUCUCCACGGAUAUCUGCUCCCAGCUGCCGUACACUCAGUGUGUGACCCACAUUGAUGCAGCAGGAGUCACGACACGUGGUUGCCUCUCCAACUUGGAUGCCGCCGAGUUCACUGGCUGCCUGGCGGGUAGCUCCAGUCUCUGCGAGAUCUGCACCGGCACCAACUGCAACGGUCUGAGCGUUUUCCCAGCGAAUCGUCGCCGUUGCCAUCAGUGUGACUCCAAGAGCACUCCCGCCUGUGCCACUUCCCCCAGCAGCAGCUCCGUCUGUCCUGUUUAUGAUGCGGAGGAUAGCUGUGUGACCACUCUGAUUCAGGAUGUCACCCAUCGAGGAUGCAGCUCCAGUUUGAGCUGCGAGGAUGCCUCCGAUACGAGCACUUGUCGUGUUUGUAGCGACAAGGAUUCAUGCAACACCGUCGAUCUGGAACGCCUGAAUAUACAUGGAACACCUGGCACUUGGCAGGAGACACCCAUCAAGUGUUUGACCUGUGCCAACGCCCAGGAAUGCAACGACGGUGGUGGCAGCUUGACGGAAUGCGUGGGCAAGGACAAUUGCGUGACAGUCUUCGAUAAGUCCGAUGCGGUUAGCUCACGCAGCUGCUUCGGAUCAUUGGAUGCAACUGCCACCAGCUACUGUGAUGAGCAGCCCGAGAAUUGUCCUCGCUGCAAUUCCAAUGGCUGCAAUUUGGCCGACUCUCUCAAGUCCUACAUGGAGUGUCACGUCUGCGAUUCGAGCGUCAACUCGAAUUGUGUUGGCGAUGUCACGAAGAUCACCAAGACACGUCAAUGCUACAAGGGUUGCAUAACCGCCUUGCGGCCUCUGUUCAAUGAAACGUCCGAUCCCAGCUAUGCCCUGGUCCGCAAUUGCCAGGACGACUUGGAGGCCGAGGACAGUGCAACCUGCGAGGCCAAGAAGCUGUGCUCACCUUGCAACGAGGCCAAGUGCAACACGAAUGACGUGGUGACCAGUCGACUCAGCUGCCUCAGCUGUCGCGGCGACGAGUGCCAAGAUCCUCAGCCCGCCAGUUGCGCCACCUACCGGCAGGAGGAUCAGUGCUACAUUCAGUACGAUGAAUCCCGAUCCGUGGUGGCCCACGGAUGUCUCAGUGAGUUCAGUCACGCGGAUAUCUACUUGCUGCAGCGCUCCCAGCGACUGUUGACCUGCAAGGACAAGGAUUGCAAUACGAUGGAGUCGGUGCCGGAUCCUCAGAGCUGUCUACUUUGUAGUUCACGCACGGAUCGCAAUUGUGCGGUAAAUCCUGGCGGUGUCACAAGCUCCGCAACCUGUCAAUUGCUGGGAUUCCCGGAGUGCUAUUCACGAGUCCUUGAGGAUGGCUCCACGGAACGUGGUUGUCUGUCCAGCCUGGAGGAUGACCAGUUCCUGAGUUGCUAUAACGGCACCGCCACAGGAUGUUCCUCCUGCCUGGGCGAAUCUUGCAACAAGCUGGUUUAUCCCACAGAUCGCACCUCAUGCCACAUUUGCAACUCGGAAAGCGACGGCAAUUGCGAAUCUUCUCCCAACAGUCUCUCCGUCUGCCCCAUCUAUGCGGCUGGAGACUCCUGUGUGACGAGUCUACGCAGUGGCAUCACCUACAGAAGCUGCGCCAGCUCCCUCACCUGUGAGCCCAACAGCAAGAGCUGCGUCUACUGCGAAGGCGACGGCUGCAAUGUUGUCGAUCUGUCAGGAUUUGCGGAUGACAACCACGGCAAGUGGCAGGAUCUGCCCUUGACCUGUCUCAGUUGCAAGGAUGCCACCUGUCAGCAGGAGAACAUCAGCAGUGAACGCUGUGCGGACAACAACGAACAGGACUGUGUGACCGUAUUCAAUGACAAGGGAGUUGUGAUCCGUCGUGGCUGUGAGGAUGAGAUUGAGCAGGAUCAGGAGGUCGCCACCUACUGUGGCACCAAUGCCGCCAAAUGCCCCGUUUGCAAGUCGAACAACUGCAACAAUGCCACUGAAAUUGCACAGUACAAGAGUUGCAUCUACUGUGACUCCCACAAGGAUCUGUCCUGCCUCUGGGAACCGACGAGCAACAAACACAAGCGUCGUCAAUGUCAAGGCAGUUGUAUGACGGCUCUCCACGGCGCCGAAGAAUCCGGCUUCGAUCUUACGCGCACCUGUCUGGAUGACAAGGAGCCGGCAGAUCAGUUGCGUUGUCUUGCUGGCAGCGACUCCAGCUGUGUGGCAUGCGAAGGAGAUGCCUGCAACGUGCAGACUCUUCCCGCAGAACGCACCAGCUGCUAUCACUGCGAGAACGGAGAUUGUGAGUCGCCGACAGCGAAGCUCUGCGAUGUCUACAAGCCCAACGACAGUUGCUUCCUUUGGAUCAAUAACCAGAACAGCAUUUGGCAGCUGGGCUGUCUGAGCUCCUUCCGCAACCAGGAUGUGGAGAGUGUGAUCAAGACUAAACGCAUAUCCGUCUGCCAAGGCAACAAUUGCAACACGCCACAACUGCAAGCGCCUGUCAAGUGCGCCGUCUGCGACUCCCGUGUGAAUGCCACAUGUGCCACAACGCCCCUGGCUGUGGAUAAUUUCGAGAUUUGCAGUCAAUUGCCGCACACGCAUUGUGUCACCCAGCUGGACAAGGAAGGUGCAACUAUACGUGGCUGUCUCUUUGACGUGCCACAGGCCGACUAUGCUGCCUGCCUGUUGGGCAACGAUCCCAACUGCCAGGUGUGCAAGGAGGCUGGUUGCAAUCGCGAGAUAUUCCCCGCUGAUCGUCAGAGGUGUUACAGCUGUAGCUCGGAGGACGACAGCAAUUGUGAGUCGGAUCCCAGCCAGAGUUCGGUCUGUGCCUGGGUCAGCGAUACGGAGAAAUGCCAGACCCAGCUUAAGAACAAUGUGACCAGCCGAGGAUGCAGCAGCUCCGUUCAAUGCGACCCCAACGAUUAUCGCAACUGUCGCAACUGCGUGGGAACCGGCUGCAAUUCGAUUGAUUUGGCCAAUCGCAAGGAUGAUGGCCAACACGGUCUGUUCCAGAAACUGCCACUAAAGUGUCACACCUGUGAGGGAGAACAUUGCCACAGUUCCUUGGGACCAGCUGCAAAGUGUACGUUGAAUGAGGAACAGGAUUGCAAGACGGUCUUUGAGCUGGAUGGCGAGACAGUGCGACGACGUGGAUGUGCUGAUGAUGUGGAUGACUAUGAGGAUCUGUACUGUCGCAAGCAUCCCGAGCUGUGCUUCACUUGCAAGUCAAACGAGUGCAAUGAUGCCUGGAAGCUGGAGGAUUACAACAGCUGUCUAUACUGCAACUCCGAGACGGAGGGACAAUGUGUCACCUAUCCACAGAGCACGGAUGUUGCCACUCGCCAGUGCAAGGGCAAGUGCCUGGUGGCAUUGCUGGAGAACAAGCAGCUGGUGCGCAGUUGUCUGGAUGACAAGGAGGCAUUGGAUCGUGCUGCCUGCAGCAGCGAUGCGAGUGGCAAGAACUGUGCCACUUGCGAGAAUGGCAAGUGCAACACCUUCUCCUUCCCCUCGGAUCGCUUGAGCUGCCACGUCUGCUCUGGUUCCGGCUGCAGCUCCAGCCAUGCGGCGCCUUGUCGUGCCUACGAUGACAAUGAUUUCUGCUUUGCCAAGUACAAGGAUGGAGCUGUGGAGCUCAUGGGCUGUGCUACAAGCCAGAAUGACACCGAUCUGGAGCAAUGGCGUCUGUCCAAUGUGCUCUAUGAAUGCCGCAACGAUGACUGCAACGAUUUGACUCGUCUGCCCGAGAGUGGCGUCUGCAUUGAAUGCGAUUCCAGCAAGACACCGAACUGUGCGCAAUCUCCCAGCGAUGUGGACACCACAGUCACUUGCCAUGCUCCGUUGUCCGAUUGCGUUACCAGGCUGGAGAAUGGACACACCAUUCGCGGCUGUUUGAGCAGCUUGAGCAGCGUCGAUGGCAACGCCUGUGUCGCCAACGGCACCUGUGCCUCCUGCGCCGGCAACAAGUGCAACUCCGAAGUGUUCCCUGCUGAUCGCCGCAAGUGCCACAUCUGCAACUCGGUUGCCAAUUCCGACUGUGCCAAUGAGCCCAACCACUUGGCCAUCUGUCCCAUCUACGUUGCCGACGACACUUGUGUCUCCGCCUUCGGCUCGGAUAAACUCUUGCAACGCGGUUGUGGCAGCCAGAUCCAGUGUGAAAUCGACGACAAGGACCACUGCCAGGUGUGCAACUCGGAUGGUUGCAACACAGCCAAGUUCAACGGUUCUGCCACACUAAGCGGCAUUGGCCUGGCCCUUACCCUCAUUGUGUCCCUUGCGAUCAGCGGCAUGCGCUGGUAAUGUGGCAACUGAUCCCUAUCACUUAUUACUGACUCGCCAUAGUUCGUAGUUAAACACAUAGAUGUACAUACAUACAAACAUACCUAUUAUAUCUUCUAAACGACAAAACCUAAAUUAAAACGAAAAUAUAUUUUAAAACUAUCU